Rotaria sp. Silwood2 is the source of this 2046-nucleotide messenger RNA. The record is from the annotation of a GenBank genome assembly. Lineage: Eukaryota; Metazoa; Rotifera; Eurotatoria; Philodinida; Philodinidae.
AUGCGUUCAUAUUCUGCGUUGGUAUUAACAUUAAAUUGUGGUGGUACUCGUAAUCUUCUCAAUGCUUUACGAUCAAUAUAUGAAAAUGAAGAAGAACGUAAACAUCAUUUAUAUCCUGAAGGAAUUUAUUUAUUAACCAGUGGUAUACCAGAUCAAUCUCUUGAAGUAUGUUGUGCAUAUGUUGAAGAAUGUAAUGUUGGUAAAUCAAUAUAUUUACAUACAAUAUUAUUUAAUAUUGAUGAUUAUUAUUUAUCUGAACAUGGUAUACAAAGUAAUAUAUCUAUGAGUGUAAAUGGUCGAUGGGCAAAUGCAACUAAAACAGCUGAAUUUAUGCGUGCAUUAGCUAAACAUUCAGGUGGAAGAUUUUUAUGGUUUCGUGAAACAGGUAUUAUUGAAAGUGAUGAUAUUAAAUUAUUACAAAAUGAAAUUGAUAAAGCAUGUCAAUUUUCUGAACAAGCAGCAAAUCUUGUUGAAAUAAUUAAAUCAAAACGACGUGUACGUGAAACAAUUAAUUUAAAUCAAAAAAUAUUAUCUAUUGAACAAACAGAAAAAAAUUCAGGACCAUUAGUUGUUCGUCAAACAUUAUUAAGUGCUGCUAGACAAAAUAUAUUCAAUUCAAGUACUAAUACAGAUGAACAACAUUGGAGACCAACAAGUACAAAUACUAAUAGAACAUUAAUACCAGAAUGGCCUGAUGAUAAAAUUCAUCAAGAUAUAACACAUUCAAGAAAAAAAAAACAAACAACAUUAAAACAAGAAUCAUUUUAUUUGGAUAGUCAAAAUAAUACAAAAUUUUCAAUUAUUAAAAAUGAUUCAUUAAAUACAUCAACAACAGGUAAUAAAUCAAUAAGAAAAUAUUCACCAGGAAAUUUAUUACUUAUACCAACGAAUGAUGAAAAUGAAACAUCACAAACAUGGUUAAGAAAAUAUUCACUUAUUCGAUUAAAACUUGAUCUUCAUAAAAUGGUAUCAGGACCAGAAUGCCGUCAUGAUACAAUUACAGUUCCAAAUAUAAAAUUAACAUCAUCAGCUCGUUAUUGUUCUGUAUUUCCAUCGAUAAAUAUAAAAGGUAGUAUUCGUCAUUUACAAUUACGUCCACGUGAAUUAGAUGAUUAUCGUCAACGAUGUGAAUCUGUCUUACGUCGUUAUUUUAAACGUAUGCAAUGGUUAUUAAAUGGAAGUCGUUUAAUAUUUUCAACUAUAAUUCAUAAACAUAUACUUAUACUUGUUGAUACAAGUGGUUCAAUGGAAUCUUAUAUAGAUUAUUUAAAAAAAGAAUUAGCUACACUUGUAUGGGAACAAUUAUUUACUUAUCAAAUACAAUUUAAUUUUAUUCAAUUUAAUGAUAAUUAUCAAAUAUGGCGUGAUAAUCUUGUUUUACCAACAGAAGAUAAUUGUCAUGAAGCUAUUGCAUGGAUAAGUACAUUAAAAGCUAAUGGUAAUACAUGUAGUGAACAUGUAUUAAAAUUUGCAUUUGAUUUUCAUCAUAGUAAACAACCAAUUGAUAGUAUUUAUUAUAUAAGCGAUGGUAAACCAGAUCAUAGUACAAGUUAUUUAUUAGAACAAGUACGUUUAAUGAAUACAAUACAUACAAAUACAACAGAUACAAAACGUCUAUCAAUAAAUACAAUAUCAUUUUGUUGUCAAGAUAUAGAUGCAAAUAAUUUUCUUAAACAUUUAGCACAUGAUAAUAAUGGACGUUAUCAUCGUUCAACAAAUAAUUCACGUGAUAUACAUUUAUUUAUGCAUCGUUUACAACAAGAUAAAACAUAUGAUUUAGAACUUGAUGAAAGUUUAUUACCGGAACUUGAAAGUGAUGAUAUUAAACGUUUAUUAAAAGAAAUUGUUAAAGCAAGACUUUAUUUAAAACAAGCUAUUACAUUUCGUUCACUUUAUAAUCAACAACAAGAUUCAACAAAAGAAACAACAAAUAAAGGACAACAGCAACAACAACAACAACAAGAUGAUAGUAUUCUUGUUGGACCAGCUCGUGUACCAAUGUCUGAAGCAUGGUUUAAUAGAAAAUCAACAAGUUUAUAUACAUAA